AUGUUUGGUUUCCAUCCUAAAUGCAAGAAAAUUGGCCUAACUCAUCUAUCGUUUGAUGAUGAUCUAAUGAUCUUUUGCAAGGGUAACAUUGAAUCUGUUGUUGGCGUACUCACUAUUCUUGAUCAUUUCUAUGAAAUAUCUGGGCUUAAACUGAAUCCUUCCAAAUGUGAGAUUUUUGCUGCGGGGAUUACAUUAAGAACUAUUGAGGAAUUAAAACUGAUUACUGGGUUUCAUAUUGGAAUUCUUCCUGUCCGUUAUCUUGGUAUUCCUCUUGUCACCCGUAAGCUUACCGAAAAGGAUUGGCAAGCUUUAAUUGAUAACAUCAAGCUCAAGCUUCAUCAUUGGACUGGGAGAAAUCUCAGUUAUACAGGCAGAUUAGAGCUCAUUAGAUCAGUCUUAUUCAACGUCAAAAACUACUGGUGUAGACAACUUGUUUUGCCAGCUUCAAUCCUUAAAAAAGUGGAACAGCUUUGCUCAAGGUACUUCUGGAAAAGAGCAGAUAAAUCUGCUGCUGGUGCUCGUGUGAGCUGGGAAAUUAUUUGUCUAUCCAAAUCGGAAGGUGGCCUCGGACUGAAGAACAUUAAAUCUUGGAAUAGAGCUUGUCUCAUUAGUCUAAUUCAGAAAAUAUUAGCGGGAGAUGGAUCACUGUGGGUUGCAUGGUUAAAGGCAUACGUUUUUAAGGAGCAUGACUUUUGGCAAUUCCGAGCUGCUGCAAAUGUAAGUUGGAGUAUCGGCAUAAUAUUAAAAUCAAGGGCUGAAGCUCUUUCAAUUCUUUCAGUCGGUUCUCCGCAAGUAAAGGAAAUUUGGGACUUGAUUCGAUCUAAAGGGCAAAAUAUUUCAUGGCAUAAAAUAAUUUGGUUCCCAUUGCAUAUUCCGAAGUUUAGUUUGAUAGCUUGGAUGGCUUUACUGAACAAAUUGCCAACUAGAGACAGGCUUCUUCGAAUGGGAAUUAAUACUGACGGUAUUUGUGUUAAUUGCAGCAACUCAAACGAGACAAGGGACCAUCUCUUUUCGCACUGUUCACUAGCAACAGAUCUCUGGAACUCAAUUUUGAACCUUAAUGGGAUGAAGACUACUUAUUUAUCAUGGGAAGAUAUGGUUUCGAAGGCAUGUUCAUCAUGGAAAGGGAGGUCUCUUCUUACUACCAUUCUUAAACUCUCUUGGACUGCUUUUAUCUACUCUUUGUGGCAGGAAAGAAAUAAGAGAAUAUUUCAAGGACGACGUAGAACGAUCGAAUGCUUGCUCAAAGAUGUUAAAGACGUUGUCGGAAUCCGCCUCAGGAGAACUAAUAUUAAUAGACUUGAUAAUACGAACUUAAGGCUUUGUAAGGUUUGGGGUAUAGUCUAA
This is a messenger RNA of Hibiscus syriacus, 1347 nucleotides long. RefSeq lists its product as uncharacterized. Bases 1 to 1347 code for a protein of 448 amino acids. The record is from RefSeq and is a predicted model, not a curated record. NCBI's taxonomy places the organism in Eukaryota, Viridiplantae, Streptophyta, Magnoliopsida, Malvales, Malvaceae. The transcript has a single exon.